CCGGGAAGGGAGGCGUUCGUGCGCGGCGGAGGUUCCAUGGAUCGCUUCGCCUGGGCUACUGGCCUCUUGGAGAUCCACGAGAACCUCGUCACGCAGCAGCGCGGGGUCCGCUUGUACGAUGGGGAGGAAAAGUUGAAGUUUGAAACUGGAGUAUUGCUCCUUAGUACACACAGAUUGAUCUGGAGAGAUCAGAAAAAUCAUGAAUGCUGUAUGGCUGUUCCUCUUUCCCAAAUUAUCUUCAUUGAAGAGCAAGCAGCGGGGAUAGGAAAAAGUGCCAAAAUAGUAGUACAUCUUCAUCCAGUAGGUUCCAAUAAGGAUCCUGGUCCAUUCCAGACUAGUAAAUACUCAUAUAUCAAGCUUUCUUUCAAAGAACAUGGUCAGAUUGAUUUCUUCAGGAGGCUUACGGAAGAAAUGUCUCAGCGCAGAUGGGAGAACAUGCCAGCUUCUCAAGCCAUAGAUGUUGACAGGGCUUCACAGAGUGGAAGAAUAAGAGCUGCAGGAAUUGUUGGCAUUGAAAGAAAAUUGGAAGAAAGAAGAAAAGAGAUGGAUAAAAACAUUUCUGAGGCUUUUGAAGACCUCAGCAAGCUGAUGGAAAAGGCAAAGGAAAUGGUGGAGCUGUCAAAAUCAAUUGCUAGCAAGAUCAGAGAAAAGCAGGGUGACAUCACUGAAGAUGAGACAAUAAGAUUCAAAUCCUAUUUGUUGAGCAUGGGCAUUGCCAAUCCAGUUACUCGGGAAACUCAUGGAUCCGGCACUCAUUACCAUAUGCAACUGGCAAAACAAUUAGCUGGAAUUUUACAGGCACCUUUAGAGGAACGGGGAGGAAUAAUGUCCCUCACAGAGGUUUAUUGCCUGGUGAAUCGCGCUCGUGGCCUAGAGUUGCUUUCUCCUGAAGAUCUAGUAAACGCUUGUAAGAUGUUGGAAUCACUAAAGUUACCUCUAAGGUUACGCAUAUUCGACAGUGGUGUUAUGGUGAUUGAACUCCUAUCACAUAAUGAAGAAGAAAUGGUGGCUUCUGCUUUAGAGACAGUUUCUGAGAAGGGAUCUCUUACCGCUGAAGAGUUUGCAAAGCUUGUAGGAAUGUCUGUGCUUUUAGCCAAAGAAAGGUUGCUGUUAGCUGAAAAGAUGGGCCAGCUUUGCAGAGAUGAUUCUGUAGAAGGCUUGCGAUUCUAUCCAAAUUUAUUUCUUACACAAAGCUGAUUAUUCAUUUUCUCUCUUUUUCCUCUUAUUUAAAUAUGUUUGCUAGAUGCAGUCUGAAGAAAAAAAUGUCAAGAGAUAUAUCCAUUUAUAUCAUGCCUUUGCUAAGUUGUAAUGAUGCACCAGUAAUGCACCAGGCAGGGAAGAAAGGAUUAGUUACGUAUAGAAAGAGAAUAACAUUCCUAAAAGCUUAUAGAAAUCAUGAAACUGCUGUUAUUUCAGAUCUUGAGAGCAAAUUGGCCAUGAUGGCCCAUUUAAUGACUUUUUUUCAAGAAGAAGGGAAAAAAGUGAAGUGAUUUAAAAAAGCAUGGAGGAGAGGUUAACUAUGGGCUAUUUGCAAGCCUAGACAAAUCAACAAGCAGUCUGUUUGUUAAAUGUAGUCUCCCUCUUCCAUUUUUUGCCAUGGAUUGGCAUUUGCAACUUGAAAUCAAUAAAAUAUUAACAGGAGGAAAA
Protobothrops mucrosquamatus (brown spotted pit viper) is the source of this 1647-nucleotide messenger RNA. RefSeq names its product vacuolar protein sorting 36 homolog (gene VPS36). NCBI's taxonomy places the organism in Eukaryota, Metazoa, Chordata, Lepidosauria, Squamata, Viperidae. Gene Ontology annotation, cellular component: late endosome membrane; ESCRT II complex. The record is from RefSeq and is a predicted model, not a curated record. The coding region runs from base 37 to 1197 and encodes 386 amino acids. Gene Ontology annotation, biological process: protein transport to vacuole involved in ubiquitin-dependent protein catabolic process via the multivesicular body sorting pathway. Gene Ontology annotation, molecular function: phosphatidylinositol-3-phosphate binding; ubiquitin binding. The transcript has 14 exons.